Molecule: messenger RNA, 810 nt
Organism: Gamsiella multidivaricata
Lineage: Eukaryota; Fungi; Mortierellomycota; Mortierellomycetes; Mortierellales; Mortierellaceae
Product: putative ubiE/COQ5 methyltransferase
Exons: 1
Coding region: 1-810 (269 amino acids)
Molecular function (GO): methyltransferase activity
Source: RefSeq, a predicted model, not a curated record
AUGUCUUCUCACCCCAUUGUAUACAGCUCAGAUCACACCAGCGCCGUGCUCCGCACCCACGGCUGGCGUACGGCCGCUAACUCUGCAGCAUAUCUUGUGCCCUAUCUCAAGCCCGAAAUGACUAUCCUCGAUGUCGGCUGCGGCCCAGGCAGCAUAUCCGUCGACAUAGCCAAACUAGUGCCCCACGGCCGUGUGAUAGGAGUUGAGUACACCGCUGAGCCUCUGGAGCAGGCGCGCGCCUUUGCCGCCAAGGAAGGUGUCACAAAUGCCGAAUUUCGUAUUGGUGACAUCCACGCUCUCGAGUUCCCCGACAAUACCUUCGACGUGGUCCAUGCCCAUCAGGUCCUGCAGCACGUUGCCGAUCCUGUUCAGGCGCUACGCGAGAUGUGUCGAGUGACUAAGCCCGGCGGUAUUGUGGCCGCACGCGAAUCCGCCACCCCAACAUGGUACCCAGAGUCGGCUGGCUUGAAAGCAUAUUGGGACCUUCAAACCCGCAUUGCGCAGCUCAAGGGAGGAAACCCACACCCAGGAAGCCACAUCCACGUUUGGGCACAGCAAGCAGGAUUCGAGCGAUCGCAAAUCACCUGCAGUGCUGGAACUUGGUGCUACUCCACCCCUGAGGAACGCGCGUACUGGGGUGGGACGAUGAAAGAGCGCACCCUCUCAUCUGCCUUUGCAACCAUUGCCCUGGACAAGGGUCUCGCUACGCAGGAAGAACUGAAGGACAUGGCACAAGGUUGGCAAAAGUGGAUCGAAGACGAUGAUGGCUGGUACGCGAUCCUCCAUGGUGAAAUCAUUUGUCGCAAGUGA